AUGCCUGCCGAAGUGAAAGAGGAGCAGAGUUCAGAGGGACCUCCUCCACUAUCUUUGUCUCAGGAGGCUAAAGAGGCAACUCUAGAUAACCCAUCCACCAAUGACGAACUGGACACACCCACCUCCAUCGCCUCCGUGAUGACCUCAACCAAUGAAAGCUCUACUGAGACUGACACCCCACUGCAGACAGACACUGAGGAGUUCAAGGCUGUGGAACAGGAGGGCGAGAAGGCCCCGAAUGACACCCAAGAAUCCUCAGAGACACAGCUGGAGAACUUCCAGACAUUGGAUGUGCCUGAUUUUACAUCAAACCCAAUGGUUCAAGAUAAUACCCCUACUAAGCAACCCGUCCCUGAAGCAAACACUGAAACCUCUGAAUCACCAACCACAACAACCAGCAGAACCACCACAGCACCACCCCCCCAACCUCAGGUGGUACUGCUACCUGUGGAGACUCAGCCAGUGAACCCGGACAGCCAGAGCAGAGUGUACACCAUACCCGACAGCUACAGAGGCAUUGGCGGUGACUUGUGUGCAGGGUAUGGAAGCCUGUCUCGCGCUACCCUUCACGGCUACUGGCCCACCAAAAACUUCCAGCCCGGAGCUCACUACACCUUACCCUUCCUCAGGGACAGCUAUGCUCCCUCAGGCCUCAGCAGCCAGACAGAUGACGAUGGCCUUGGUGAACGGGGAGAAAACCCUCUGGAUAUGAAGACUGACCAUGCAGCUGCCAGUUACCCAACACUGGGUGGAAUCCACCAGUUCAGGCCAAUCACCACCAUGGAGCUCCUCAGGGAGCCGUCAAGAACCAGAGGUGGCUACGAUGAUGCUUUCAUGGCCCAGCUGGAGGGGAACCUGAACCCUUUCUUCCAGGCCAUGUGCCGAGCACAGACCCUGCAGUUACCUCACAAACGCAGCAGCAUGGUCAGUCUGGACAGCAUCCGUAGAGACCCGCGCUGGAGAGACCCCAACCUGCAUGAGGUGAUAGCGAUGCUCAGCCACCCAAUGGACCCAGUCAAGUCUAAUGCAGCCGCUUAUUUGCAGCACCUGUGUUAUGAGAACGAUCGCAUCAAGCAGGAGGUCCGCCAGCUGAAUGGAGUGCCAAUAUUGGUGGAAUUACUAGACCAUCCUAAAGCUGAGGUCCACCGCAAGGCCUGUGGUGCUUUGCGCAACAUAUCCUAUGGCAAAGAUCACAAUAACAAAAUGGCUAUUAAGAACUGUGAUGGCAUCCAAGCUUUAGUCAGACUGCUGAGGAAGUCCAGCAGCAUGGAGGUCAAAGAGCUAGCCACAGGAACUCUGUGGAACCUCUCCUCACAUGAGCCACUAAAGAUGAUGGUCAUCAACCAGGGGCUUCAGACACUGAAUGAUGAAAUCAUUAUCCCACACUCAGGCUGGAGGAGAGACUCAGCCGAUCCGUCUAAACUGCAGAGUGCUGAGUGGACCACCGUCUUCAAGAACACCUCUGGAUGUCUGAGGAAUGUCAGCUCAGAUGGGGCGGAGGCUCGACAGAGGUUGAGGGAAUGUGAGGGGCUGGUGGAUGCACUCCUUCAUGCCCUUCAGUCAGCUGUAGUCAACAAGGACACUGACAAUAAGUCAGUCGAGAACUGCGUCUGCAUCCUGCGAAACCUGUCCUAUCAUGUUCACAAAGAAAUACCAGGUGUGGAGCGAUUUCAGGAGCCCCAUGCCAAUCAUCUGAUGAGAUCAGUGGGACCACAGAAGAAGAAGAAUGAGCCUGACAGUUUUGGAGGAAAAAGACCAAAAGAGGAGUGGUUCAAUCAAGGUUGGAAAAAUGGAUUUAUGGACAGAAAAUAUGGAACAUUGGAUUUACCAAAACGUACAGAACAAAUGAAAGGGUUGGAGCUGCUGUACCAGCCAGAGGUGGUGAGGCUUUACCUGUCUCUUCUCACCUGCAGUCACAACCAUAACACCCUGGAGGCGGCUGCAGGGGCGCUUCAGAACCUUGCUGCAGGACACUGGGCUUGGUCCAGUUUCAUCCGUGCUACAGUGAGGAAAGAGAAAGGGCUGCCAAUCCUGGUGGAGCUGCUGCGCUCAGAUGUGGACAAAGUGGUGCGAGCUGUGGCCAUUGCUCUUCGCAACCUGGCCAUGGACAGAAGGAACAAAGACUUAAUAGGGAGCUACGCUUUGAGGGACCUAGUUGGUAAUCUGCCAUGUGGGCAGCAGCACCCAGCAAAGAAUCUGGAGGGAGAUACGGUGGUGUCAAUCCUGAACACAAUUCAUGAGAUUGUCACAGAUAGCCCAGAGAAUGCCCGAGCCAUCAUACAGGGCCAUGCUGUUCAGAAACUAGUGGCAAUCAACAAGUCAAGCCAAUCAGCACGUGAGACCAAGGCCGCUUCCCAUGUGCUUCAAACAAUAUGGACCUACAAGGAGCUAAGAAGCAGUCUAAUCAAGGCAGGCUGGAACAAGAGCCACUUCAAGCCAACAACUACUGGAGUGAUUAAAAAAUCAAAGAGUGGAAAGCAAGGCAACGAUGACAUCACCUUGCCUCUCAUGGAUAAGAACCAAGAUGUGUAUUCCAGUUUAGAGCCCAAUGAUAGAGUUGGAGAUGGAAAAGGACCUGUUGUGGAAAGAGAUGCUCUCCAGGCGAUAAGUGAAAGAAAACACUUCAUCAGAGCUGGCAGACCUGCAGUGGGCCUCAUGGAUAACAAACCUCCGCCGCUGGACUCCUGGGUGUAA
Molecule: messenger RNA, 2694 nt
Organism: Scomber japonicus (chub mackerel)
Lineage: Eukaryota; Metazoa; Chordata; Actinopteri; Scombriformes; Scombridae
Gene: arvcfa
Product: ARVCF delta catenin family member a
Exons: 16
Coding region: 1-2694 (897 amino acids)
Biological process (GO): cell-cell junction assembly; cell-cell adhesion
Cellular component (GO): nucleus; cytoplasm; plasma membrane
Molecular function (GO): cadherin binding
Source: RefSeq, a predicted model, not a curated record